Messenger RNA from Contarinia nasturtii (swede midge), 1833 nucleotides. RefSeq lists its product as uncharacterized. Gene Ontology annotation, molecular function: protein binding. The transcript has 2 exons. The record is from RefSeq and is a predicted model, not a curated record. Bases 91 to 1620 code for a protein of 509 amino acids. Lineage: Eukaryota; Metazoa; Arthropoda; Insecta; Diptera; Cecidomyiidae.
UAUCGCACUAACUUCAGGCUGAAAUGUCAAAAAUGUUAUACGCACUUUGUUUAUAAUCCGACAAUUACGAAACUAUUGACUGUAUUGUGUAUGGUUUUUAUUAUGGCUACUAUGAUGGACGCUCACAAAAUGUGUAUCGAAGCCGCAUCGGAACCGGAGGCAAUUGCUGGCCCAUCAAAUCAACCAUCAUCGUCAUCCUCAACCGGUGACCAAAAGCCAAAAAUUUUCAAGUUGAACGGCGAUUGUUUCGGUGAAAUUUUUGAAUAUUUGCAACUCAUCGAUUUGUAUCGAUUUGGUCAAACGUGCAAAAAAAUGCAACAAGUCGCCGGCGCAUAUUUCAGACAAAAUUAUGCGACAACUGCAUUUUCUGCUUCUUUAAUGAAGGGAUUCAAUCGAUUUAAGACACAAUUGUCCAUAAAAAGAACAGUUGGUGACAUUCAAACAUGUUCACAUGAAUUUGAAUCAAUCAAUUACAUUUGUUUGGACAACAUACAAAUAGGGAAAGACGAAGUAAACUGUUUGAAGAAUCUACUGUCAAAAGUCGUCACAUUGGAAGUGAUUGAUUGCAUCAUGGAAGAUGAUUUUCAUAACCUAUUGAUGUAUUGUACAAACUUAAAGCGACUUCUCAUCAAAAAUUCGGUUUUGGGAGCUGAAUACGGUCUUAAUUAUGUACCGGACAACGAUGGAUAUGACAGUGAGAAAUACGACUCUGAUGCGGAGUUCGUACCUAAGAAUAAAUAUUUGUGGCUGCUUCAAAAUUAUCCAGGUCUCGAGUAUCUAUAUUUAAUGAACGAUCUGAAUGAUUAUCCAGAAUUGAAUAGGUUCAAUGGAUUUUUUGACCGACACCCAAACAUUCGCACACUUUCAACCGAUUACCGAUUCAUAUGUGAAAAUCGUACUGAACUGUUAAACUCUUGUGCAACAAUUGAUACAUUGAAAUUGAAGGUGGCCAUUGACAAGAGCCACUUGAAUUUACACUGGGACGCGAUCGAGAAACUUUACGCACGAGGUUUUUUCAAGCGAUUGCAUUUGAGCGUUAAAGGUGUCAAUCAAGGUCUGAUUGAUAAAAUUGCAACAUGGCAAUUUGUUGAAAAAUUAACUAUCUCCUAUUUGCGCAAUUUGAAAUCCAUCAAAUGGUGUCCAUUACCAAGUAUCACUGAACUGGUCACUGUUGGUUCACGUUCAGUGUCCCCUUUUCUUCUUCAUAUCGAAAGCAAAUUUUCUACGAAAUUUGAAAUAUUUCCAAAUAUUUUUGAGAAUAUCGAACGGCUUUACCUUGAAUAUGUAACAACUAAGGAUAUUCUACCGUUUAUUCGUCAAUCGCGAAAAUUGAAUAAAAUGAAACUACAUUUGAUACGAAAUCCAAAUCUCCAACAAAAUGCGCCUGCACCAAAGUUUGGCAGAAAUAAUAGAGUCAAAGUUGAAAAUAGACCUAAACCAAUAGUUCUUAAUUUACAACAACUGAACAACGAACGUAAACAAUUGGCCGGAGCACGAAAAGUGAUCAUUUAUGUGAAUGAUUAUAUCUUCCUGGCAACAAAAUGGGCAACUCACAAUGGUGACACUGAUUUGAGCUUGAUCGAGGUUAGACGAACUGAGUCAUACGAAUGGAAUCGUUAACGCAAUUGAUGUGUUGUUGACAUUUGCUUGUAUUACUUUCUUUAUUUCUUUAUAAAUUAUCACUUCUAAGGUUUACUUUCAUAAAAAAAAUAUCUUUGAAUCUAUAAUCUAAUCAUUCCUUUCGACUCAAAAAACAUUAUUAAAACUAAAUUAACAUUACAAACUAACUGUUUUUAAGAAUUCAAUAAAAUGUCUUCAUUUAUAGAAAAAUUA